AUGACAUUUGAUAUUGAUGAUGAUUUACCAGAUCAAGAGAGUGUUGGUAAACAUCCAAAUAUAAUUGAUAUAAUUGCAUCAUUUGAAACACCAAAUUAUGUAUUUAUUGUUAUGAAUUAUGUCCAAAUGGCAUUACCAGUAACUGAAAAACAACUUCCAUCUUCAUCAAAUGAACAUGAUAUAUCUACUUCAAGUACUAAACAAAUAAUAAAUAUACAUGCUGAUCAAUUACUUAAUAUAACAAUAACAAAAACUAGUUUGGAUCUUCUUCAACGUGUAUCAGCAUUAUUUAAUGAUGUUUAUAAUAAACGAUUACCACCAAGUGAUGAUGAUGAUCAACCAUUAUUAUCAUUUUUUAACGCUAUAAAUAAAGAAAUAAUUAUUCAACGUUUACAUGGUCUUGAAUUUGUUGGUGAUCAAUCAUUAACACCAAUGACUGUUAAACAAAAUGAAUCUAUUCCAUUAAAAGUACCUAAUGAACGACAAAUACAUGGAAGACUUUCAGUUAUUGAAGACCAAAGUUAUAAACGACAACAAAAAAUUACUGUUCCAAUUUCAUCUUAUGAUAAUGUUAAAUGGAUAUCAGAUGCAGUUGAUUUAUUAACUGAAGGAUUUGGUGAUUAUAAUGAACAUCUUGUUUAUCUUGGCAAUAGGUGA
Rotaria sp. Silwood2 is the source of this 657-nucleotide messenger RNA. NCBI's taxonomy places the organism in Eukaryota, Metazoa, Rotifera, Eurotatoria, Philodinida, Philodinidae. The record is from the annotation of a GenBank genome assembly.